AUGAACAAGAGAGCAAGGGAUGCCACGGAGUUCUUGUGGCAGAGAAUCCGGCCACAACUUCCAAAGAAGAAGGACCUGAUGACUCCGUCGACCCGCGGAUACACAACAUUGGGUGAAGCCGAGAUUCCUCCAGAAAUUGGCAAGCCGUUAGAGCUGGGUCCCAAGUUCUGCUUCGAGCCGGUCCUAAGCCCUCCCGAGUUGGUGACUCUGGCCAAGAACGUAGCAGAGAAGGCGACGGAAGGCGACAGGCCAAGGUGCAUUCACGAGUGUGUGGAAGUUCUUCAAUCACCAAGAAGAAGAGGACAGGUUUGUCCAAUUACCACUUUGGUGGAUUUCAUGGUAGACAGUGACCUACGUGUCAUGUUAUCCGACAAAGAGGGUCAGUUUGUUGUGUUACCAAAGGGCAUGUUCAAUGAAAAGGCAAACGCGGCCAUUGAGAAAAAUUUCAGACCGGUCAAUGUGGAUCUGAAGAAACUUCGAGACAGGGCAAAAGGACUUUGUGAUCGCCUGGCGUUAACUCAGCUGGCGGUGAGAGUAGGAAAAGCGGAGAAUGUACACCUGCAAGCGUUUUUCAGCGCCAAAACCCAUAAAGAAGGGUGCCCGUUUCGAGCCAUUGUCACGGAAAAGGGAUCGUGGCAAAGGCAGGUGGCCUCCUACCUACAAAAACAGUUAUCCUCAUUGAAUAUCAAGGACCAUUUUAGGGUUUUCAAUUCUUUGGAGCUUGUAGAGUACUUCGAAGCAGAGGGUCCAGAGAUGAGGCACGCAUGUAGUAUAGACGUGGAAGAUCUUUUUUACUCCAUGCCGCACGACAGAUUGCUGGAAGCAGUGAAAGGGUGCAUCGAAGCCAAUGGAGAACUGGCUUUUAGGAGUUCUAGUGGAGUAUCCCUGGAAAGCUUUUUGGAGUUGUUGUUAUUCUAUCUGCAGUCAAUGGUAGUCGGGUGGCAGGAAGGGUGCUACCGGCAAAAGUCGGGUGUGUGUAUCGGCUCUUGCGUAGCCCCCGUCUUAAGGGACAUUUACCUCGGUGAAGUGGACUGUGGCAUUGAAAGAGAGCUAGGCGGCACGAGUAUUAUCAAGAUAAUUCGCUAUGUGGAUGACUUUUUGGUGUUUUUCAGAAGAUCUGGAACAUUGGAAGCGUUGGUUGACACAGUGGUGGCGGUAUUCGAGAAGUGUGGGGGAGGCCUUAGGUUUACUUUUGAGGUCCCAAAAGAAGGGGUACUCCAGUACCUGGACCUUUCUCUGCGCAUAGGAGACUCGCGUGUCUGCUGGACCUAUCGUCCACGAUCCAAGAAAGGCAUCCUCGACUGGAGGUCGGCCCACUCGAAGGUUGUGAAGAGGGGCAUCGUUACAUCUUGUCUGAGCGCAGCACUCAAAAAAUCUUUCCUCCACACUUUGGGGGAGAGCUUUAGGAUACAGACAGAAAGACUGAGGAAAGCUGACUAUCCGACGACACUACUUUCAGACGUCGCAAGCAAACUGCUGAAGAAAGUAAAGGGUACCCAGUCUACACAACGGGAUGUGGAUCGCAAGCGACCUGUAGUUAUCCCGUACUUACACAGGAUCUCUCACAAUUUAAAAAAUGUUGGAAAAAGAUAUGGAAUCCCAGUGGUUUUCUCCGCACCAGAAAAAAUGAGCCAGAUCUGCCCCAGAGUUCAUGCGAAGGCAGAGGGAAUCGCCAGAAACAAGUGUAGCAAGAAGCACGCCAGGCCGUUCGUCCCAUGUGCCACGGGAGUAGUCUACAGUAUCCCCCUCUCGUGCGGCUCCACCUACGUGGGACAUACGCGACGGUGCUUGAAUGAAAGGCUCCGCGAGCACAGGUACUCCCUCGGAGCGACAGUGGGAGGACACCUAUCGGUUCACUGUAAAGAGUGCCUGUGCGAGCCGUCUUUUAGUGCCACCACCAUCUUGGGACGACACAGGGACAAAGUGACACGCGAGGUGCUGGAGGCCUUCCACAUUCAGAGGAGGGGAAAAAAGUGUAUCAGCGCAGCAUCAGUGGCGUUGUCAGGCAAGGAGCUGGAAUUCCUGAAGUUGAAAAUG
Ixodes scapularis (black-legged tick) is the source of this 2037-nucleotide messenger RNA. RefSeq lists its product as uncharacterized. The record is from RefSeq and is a predicted model, not a curated record. The transcript has a single exon. Lineage: Eukaryota; Metazoa; Arthropoda; Arachnida; Ixodida; Ixodidae. The annotation marks the transcript as partial.